CAAGAGUGAAACUCCAUUUCAAAAAAAUAAAUAAAAAAUAAAAUAAAAAAUAAAAAUUACAUUUGGCCAGGCAUGGUGACUCAUUCCUGUGAUCUCAGCACUUUGGGAUUUACCCUGUACCUAUUUGGGCACACAAAUCCUGUAACUGGGGGUAACCCCCGUAGGGAGUGAGGAGAAUCAUGGAAGUUAGGAGUGGUAAUUUAUUACGUAUGUGGAUAAUAAUAAUGUUUUGUGUAUAUUAGGUUAAAUAGUAUAAACAUUGUAAGUGCUAGAUUUACAUAAAUUGAUAGGUUAGGAUUGUGAAAGAAGGAUUAGAUGUUAAAAUUGUGAUUAUUCAAUUUGUUGUGAGCAAUUGCCAAAUAGGCCAAGAUAUUUCACAGCUGUGUUUGGUUAAGGUCCCCUUAACCAAUCUCCCAUAGUGUUGCAAUCUCCCAUAGUAUGUUUAAGUCUGUUGAUGAGUAGACUUGAAAUAAAAUGGAGAUCGGUGCUAGUUUUUGUCAUGUAAGGAGAAUUACACUUGAUAUUAGUGAGACCCCUUGCAUUACUUCAGAAGUGAAAGGGGGAUAGUCCUAAUUUUAUCACCAGUGCUGUGAUAAUUAUAAAGGAUGCUAUUUGGUUUAGGGCUUUUGUGAUUGUUCAUUGUCUGGAGUAUAUCAUAUUGUUGAUGAUAGCUACUAGGAUCUACUAGUAUUAGAGAUGCAGUUGCUUAUGUAAGGAAAUACUUUGGUGGUGGCUUCUGUGGAGCAGGCACUUUUUCAGUUAGAAUGGGGAUAAUGGCUAGCAUAUUUCUAACCUCAUUCAGAUUAGGAGCCAGUGUAAGUCCAUUAUUAUAAUCAGAGUCUCUGUGAAAAUAAUAUAAAGAGAAUAGUGAGGAGAUGUAGGGGAUGAAUUCGAAUAGGAAGGAUAUAAACUGACAUUUUCAAGGUAUGGGCUGGGUAGCUUAUUUAGCUUACCCUACUGUAGGAUAUGGUGUCCUAGGUACCAUGGAGAAUCUGGAAUUCUCAGGAGUGGGUUCAGUUCCUACAGUUCUAGUAAUAAGAGGGUUUAAACCUCUAUAAUUUAUUCUAUUAAAGUAACCAUUCUGUCAUACAUAUUUUUUAUGUUUGUGGUGGGAUACUAGAUAUUAGGAUGGGCAUUGAGAUAUACGCACAGGACUCAUGUCUGGGGUAAACAGUUUUUUCACAGAAGAUGCUUAAGUUGGGCAUUUGGUCGGUGGGGACCCACGCAGGUUCAACAUGCGUAUCGAGAAGUGUUAUUUCUGUUUGGGGCCCAUCUACCCUGGCCAUGGCAUUAUGUUCUUCUGCAACAAUUGCAAGGUGUUCAGAUUUUGUAAAUCUAAAUGUCAUAAAAACUUUAAAAAGAAGUGCAAUCCUCACAAGGUUAGGUGGACGAAAGCAUUCCAGAAAGCAACUAGUAAAGAGCUUACAGUGGACAAUUCAUUUGAAUUUGAAAAACAUAGAAAUGAACCUAUCAAAUAUCAGCAAGAGCUAUGGAAUAAAACUAUUGAUGCAAUGAAGAGAGUUGAAGAGAUCAAACAGAAAUGGCAAGCUAAAUUUAUAAUGAACGGAUUGAAGAAAAAUAAAGAGCUACAGAAAAUUCAGGAUUUCAGAGAAGUCAAGCAAAACAUCCAUCUUAUCCUAGCCCCUUUUGCAGGCAAAGAGAAGCAGUUGGAAGAGAAAAUGGUAUAGCAUUUACAACAGGAUGUGGACAUGGAAGGUGCUUCUUAAAAAUCUCUGUAACCAUUUCUUUAUGUACAUUUGAAAAAGCCCCUUGGAGAAUUAGAA
Gorilla gorilla gorilla (western lowland gorilla) is the source of this 1784-nucleotide messenger RNA. Its product is annotated as probable ribosome biogenesis protein RLP24. The transcript has a single exon. The coding region runs from base 1236 to 1688 and encodes 150 amino acids. The record is from RefSeq and is a predicted model, not a curated record. Gene Ontology annotation, biological process: ribosomal large subunit biogenesis. Gene Ontology annotation, cellular component: nucleolus. Lineage: Eukaryota; Metazoa; Chordata; Mammalia; Primates; Hominidae. Gene Ontology annotation, molecular function: structural constituent of ribosome.